AUGGUCCUGGGAAACCUCCUUGUGUUUACAGUGACCUUUGAUCCUCAUUUACAUCCCCCCAUGUACUUCCUUUUAGCUAAACUCUCCUUUAUUGAUUUGUGUCUUUCCACCUUAAGGGUUUCUAAGAUGAUUGUGACCUGGGUGUGUCACCAGAUGUUUGCCCUUCAUGUCCUGGGUGGAUCUGAGAUGGUCUUGCUCAUUGCUCUGGCCUUGGACAGAUAUGUGGCCAUAUGCAAGCCCCUCCACUACCUGACUAUCAUGAGCCCACAGAUGUGCAUUUUGCUUCUGUCCGGUGCUUGGGUUAUUGGACUCAUUCAUGCAGUGGUCCAGGUAGCUUUUGUUGUCCAUUUGCCUUUUUGUGGUCCUAAUGAGAUAGAUAGCUUUUACUGUGACCUUCCUUGGCUUAUCAAACUUGCCUGCACAGACACCUACAGAAUGGAAUUCAUGGUUAAUGCCAACAGUGGGUUCGUUUCCAUGGGCACCUUCUUCUUAUUGCUCAUCUCCUAUAUCUUCAUCCUGGUCACUGUAUGGAAACAUUCCUCAGGUGGUUUGUCUAAAGCCUUUUCUACUCUGUCAGCUCACAUCACUGUGGUGGUUUUGUUCUUCGGACCGUGCAUCUUUGUUUAUGUGUGGCCAUUUCCCACAGUGCCAGUGGAUAAGUUUCUUGCCAUUUUGGACUUUAUGAUCACACCCAUUCUGAAUCCCAUUAUCUACACGUUGAGGAACAAGGACAUGAAGCUGGCAAUGAGGAGAUGGAGUUUGAGGAUGAUCUUCUAA
Panthera uncia (snow leopard) is the source of this 777-nucleotide messenger RNA. RefSeq names its product olfactory receptor 4F15-like. The record is from RefSeq and is a predicted model, not a curated record. Gene Ontology annotation, cellular component: membrane. NCBI's taxonomy places the organism in Eukaryota, Metazoa, Chordata, Mammalia, Carnivora, Felidae. Gene Ontology annotation, biological process: G protein-coupled receptor signaling pathway. Gene Ontology annotation, molecular function: olfactory receptor activity; G protein-coupled receptor activity.